AAAACCCUAUGGCAUUUUUGGUUUCGUUAAUUAUUGAAACCAAUUAAUUACAUCAAAUCAGUUUCAUUAAAGUGUACACUGAAACAUAAAUGCAGUUUUCAUUUGAGAAGUGAAAGAUGACGACUUCAAGGCGAUGUAGUCUAUACAAUAUGAUUGUUUUGAUAUUAAUGGGUUACAUUGGUGUUCAUCUGGUGAAAUAUCUCAUGGAAGAGUAUAGUUUACAAACUCCAAUGACUAAAACACAGGAAAGCAAUGCAGGUAGCAAUGUUCCAGAUGGUAUUGACAUUGAUUCCGUUAAUGAUUUUCGAGAUGAGGAGUCUCAACGUCCAGUCAAUAGCCAAGAAGAAGGAUUUGAAUAUUUGAAACAUGCUUUUAAAGGAUUUCAACGACAAAGAUCAAACGCUUUACAAGAACCCAAGAUUAUUAUCAAAUCUCCAAUCAAGAGGACUCCAUUCAAUGCGAAAGUUGGUAAUAUCCGUACUAAUCCCCCUGUGGAUACUUCUGGUGCAACACGUGAAAAGUCAGCAAUAGACGGUGUACGUAAAGAUCCUCACGAUAAGUUUAAGAAGUAUUAUAAUGGCCCUAUUCAACAGAACUCAGAAGUGGUAUAUGAUCACAAGUUAGGCAAAUUCACACAGAUCGGAAAGGAUAUUCAGAAGGACCAUAUUGAACUGGCUGAAGAAAUGUCUAACCGCCAAGAUCAAUCAAGAAAUAGUACAGCUCAACCUAAGCAACAACCUGGUGAAAAAGUUCCGUCGGUUCAACCCAAAAUCAAACAAAUUGUUGAGCCAGACGAAACAGCUGAGAAUGCUGAGGCUGAUCAUGAUACCAAAGCUGCUAGAUCAACGAGUGCUAGUGACGACGAUAACAUGGAUGAAACAGAUGCGAUAAAUGUAUAUAAAAGUAAAGGUUUAAAAGGAUUACGGAAUCCUCAUAAACUGAAGGACAAUGUAAAACACGCUUUAAUAAAGCAUUAUUAUAAAGAGGGAAAAAUAGAAAAGAACGCACAGAUAUCUUGGAACAGGAGGCUUGGUAAAUUUGUUCAGCAUGGCAAAGAUACUGAGGGCUCUGAUUUUACAAAAUUAUUCCAUGAUCCAAAGACUGAGCCUAAACAAAAUAUCACCUGCCAUCCUUCAAUGAACCUUUUAAAUAAUAACACGAACUCGAAUAUACUUUUUGAGCCCGAUACAUGUUCAUCGAACCCCGUCGGGCCAUUUCUCCUCAUCGUUGUCACCAUUCCCCCAAUGGCCUAUGAAAGAUUGGCGCUUAUCCGAAAAACAUACGGAACCGUAUCAAAGUUGCAAGGACUUGCGAUUGAAGUUGUUUUUGUUACCGAGUUUAGUAGUAGUAAUCUUAUACAAAGCGAGCUCGAAUUCCAUAGUGAUAAUUUCAAAGAUAUUUUGCAAAUAAGAUCAUUAAAAAUACAUUCACAGAAAAUGGCGAUGUUCAAAUGGUUAGAACAGAGGUGCAAAAAUGUUCAAUUCAUUCUGAUAACAAAACAUGAUAUAUUUGUGAACGUGUUUUCAUUGAUCCACCAUCUCCAGUAUUUCUUUAGCGGUGGAUCAGCCCCAUCUAACUUUGUAUCGUGUAAAACACUCCACGUCUACAAGGAUAACACCACUCCGGAGGAUAUACCACGAUCGUAUUGCUCACGUCAUGGUUACGUCAUCACACGUGAUAUACUGCCGAAAUUUUCACAGUAUCUCUCCACCAAGUCAAAACUAUUUCCUAGUGAUAUUACACAUACCUUUGCAGAGGCGACUGGCUUAAAGGUUGAUCAAACAUUAUCAGAGUCUUUGGUGGAGGAGGGGAGUUGUGCUUCCUUGAUGACAGGGGGUGACCUUAGCAAAUAUACCAUGUGUGAGAUACGGGACAAUACUGAAUGGCUUGAAACAUGGAACAAAAUCGCAUCUGUCAAUGUACAUGCCUAAAGGUUACUAGUAUCUGUGCUGAACAAACAUAUGUGGUAAAAAUCGUUUCCAAUGUAAACUAUGAUAAUGGAAUAUGAAAUUUUAAAUCUGCCACUUUUUACAUUUUUCUGAAUUGACAAGUCAUAUUACAUUAUUAAAGUAUUCUACCAAUAUAAAGUAUGAUAAUAUUAACAAACAUGCUCAUGUAAUUAUAUAUUUGUUCAUGCUAAAAAAAUAAAAUACCUUGUUAACUUACUAGAUUAAAUGUGCUGAAUUAGAUGUACAAUAAGUGUUCCAGAUGUAUCGAGGUUACAUGUAUCUAUUGAAAAUUAAUUUUAUAAUUAAGAAAUAUAGACCGAAAAGCAGGGGUAAUAUCGUCGAAUACACCCCGCAGGGCUAGGCACAAACGUUUUCUGUACCCCG
Molecule: messenger RNA, 2333 nt
Organism: Owenia fusiformis
Lineage: Eukaryota; Metazoa; Annelida; Polychaeta; Sabellida; Oweniidae
Source: the annotation of a GenBank genome assembly